AUGGACGACUUUCUGUCUACUUGCCACCAAGCUGUCCAGGCGGACGCUUCGCUCCCGUCGGGACGGCUCUUCCACGUGGUUCUGGGCAACGAGGCCUGCGACCUGGACUCCAUGGUGUGCGCGCUGGCGUACGCCUACUUCCUGUCCAAGACGCCGGGCGACGAGGCGACCCUCAGCGUGCCGCUGCUCAACAUCCGGCGUUCGGAGCUGCCCCUGCGUUCCGACAACUUGUUCCUGCUGCGCCAGGCCGGCCUGUCGCCCGACGUCCUGCUCUUCCGGGACCAGGUGGACUUGGCGGCGCUGCGGCGGACGGGUCGCCUCCGCCUCACGCUGGUGGACCACAAUGUCCUUCCCAGUUGGGACGCCGAGCUGGAGGGAGCGGUGGUGGAGGUGAUCGACCAUCACGCGCUGGAGAGAGAGCCCGCGCCUUCGUGCCCCGUGACGGUGGAGACGGUGGGCUCCUGCGCCACUUUGGUGACGGAGCGCCUCCUGCAGAAGGCGCCGGACGUGGUGGACGCGCAAUUGGCUCAGCUCCUCUACGCGACCAUCUUGAUCGACUGCGUCAACAUGGCGCCCGCGGCGGGCAAGGCGACGCCUAAAGACAGCCGCUGCGCCGCCGCCCUGGAGGAGCGCUUCCCCUCGCUUCCGCCGCGCGACGCUCUCUUCCGGGCGCUGCGCGACGCCAAGUUUGACGUAUCAGGCCUUAGCACGGAACAGAUGUUGUUGAAAGACAUGAAGACUCUCGGGGGAAGCGUCUCCAUCGCUGUUUCUGUCAUCUACCUGUCCAUGGAGGCCUUCAUGCAGCGGGCGGAGCUGGAGGCGGAACUUUCCGCCUUCUGCGCCGAGCGGACUUUGGAUCUCCUGGUGCUGAUGAGCAUCCGCUUCACGGAGGCCGAGGAACCCGUCAGAGAGCUGGCAGUCUUCGGUCUCGGCAUCCCCUGCAGGGAACAGGUCAGCCGCUUCCUGGAGCGGGCCGGAAACCCCGCCUUGGACCUGCGUCCCAUCAGUAGCCCCCAUCCUCACGUGGUGGCCUAUAACCAAGGAAACGCCUGGGCGUCGCGGAAGAAGGUCCUGCCGCUACUCAAAGACUUCGUGAGGCGGUGCGACGGCGAGGACGACGGGGAGGAGGGAUCGCGGGUGCCGCCCACGCCCACCAACAGCCUGGUGGAGGGCUGCCCCCUGGACGCCGGCAUCAGCGCGCACGCUCUGCACGAUAAAUUGGGUCGGACGGAUGCCCGUUGA
Nerophis lumbriciformis (worm pipefish) is the source of this 1242-nucleotide messenger RNA. NCBI's taxonomy places the organism in Eukaryota, Metazoa, Chordata, Actinopteri, Syngnathiformes, Syngnathidae. The record is from RefSeq and is a predicted model, not a curated record.